Molecule: messenger RNA, 1032 nt
Organism: Seminavis robusta
Lineage: Eukaryota; Bacillariophyta; Bacillariophyceae; Naviculales; Naviculaceae
Source: the annotation of a GenBank genome assembly
AUGAGGGGUCUGAGAUACCAAUCGGAUAAGGACGAGUUUGUCUUGGUUCGCGCUUUGCCGAUUCCGACAGUUGUCAAAGGGUACGAUGUCUUGAUCAAAAUUUGGAUUGCGGGUCUCAAUCCAGUCGAUGCCAAAAUCGAUCAAUGGUUUUCGGCCAUUCCUCCCAAUGUACCAAAAUCGAUGUGGGUUCCGGGAGUGGAUGGCGUGGGAGAAAUUGCAAAGGUCGGCAGUGCGGUGGUGGAUUGGAAGGUGGGAGACACGGUGCUCUAUCACGGCGACAUGUUUCGGCCCACGGGUUCCUUGGCCGAAUAUGCCGUGCAAGAUUCUCGGACACUGGUCGAUCUGGGUGGUAUCCACAACCGAGUGAGUCCUUCCAUUGCCGCCGCCACACCCUGUGCGGGAUGGACGGCCUAUCGAGCACUGGUGGAUAAACUACAAUUGGAUGGUACCAAGAAACAUGAUUCCAUUUUGAUUUUGGGUGGAGCGGGUGGUGUGGGAGGAUUUGCCAUUCAAUUGGCCAAACAUUUUGGAGUUCCCACCAUUAUAGCCACCGCUUCGACUGCCAAACAUGACUAUGUGCGCAUGCUGGGAGCCACUCAUGUCAUUGAUUAUCUGACCGAAAAUGUCGUCCAAAAAGUCAUGGGAAUUACCAAGCAACAAGGUGUACCCGUCGCCUUGGAUACUGUGGGACUGGUCGACAACGACGUGCUGGCCGCCUCGUGUUUGGGAUACGAAGGACAAAUGGUGGAAUUAGUUGUAACGGUACGACCCGAGCAAUAUCCCGAUGCCUUUAUAAAAGGUCUUUCCUUUCAUCAACUCAGUUUGGGGAGUGGACAUCGGAAUGGCGCCAAAGCACAAAAAGACUUGGUCCGAGCAGGGACGGCAUUCACCAAAUUGCUCGAGAAUGGAUCUGUUCUGGUGCCAAAGUACAAAUGCAUCGCCCUAGAGGACGCUGGGAGAGCCUUGAAGGAAAUGAGAAAGCAGCGAACUACCGGGAAAAUCAUUGUCCGAGUGGCCGGGAUGUCAGUAUAG